Messenger RNA from Cercopithifilaria johnstoni, 1059 nucleotides. The record is from the annotation of a GenBank genome assembly. NCBI's taxonomy places the organism in Eukaryota, Metazoa, Nematoda, Chromadorea, Rhabditida, Onchocercidae.
AUGGUUGACGAUAUUGCAACAGGAAAUUUGGAUGCAACAACAUCAAGAAAGAGAAAGCCUGUGCCAAUGAAAAGUGGUGGAAGCAGCAAUAGUAGUAGUAUGAUGGUUGAUAAUGAUGGUAACAAUUGUGGUACAGAAUCAAUGGUAGCACAAAAAGGUCGAAAAUUAAAGCAAUAUGUUUUGGAAGAGAAACUUGAUAUUAUCGACUAUGCUAAAAUAAUUGGAAAUCGAGCAGCCGGACGAGAAUUUAAUGUUGCAGAAAGUUCAAUACGUGAAUGGAGGAAGAAUGAGCAAAGGCUUAGGUCAAUGUUUGAAACUGCACCAGAAAGAUCACGGUUGGAUGAUGGCAGACGACGACCAGUUUCCGAAGAUCUUGAAAAGGGUUUGCUUCAAUAUGUGACAUCAAGGAGUGAUAGUGAGACAGCUCUAACUUGGCAUGAUAUUAAGGAAAAAGCGAAUAUCUUAUGGAAAGAUAUUUGUGAUCGAAAUCCGAAAUAUAGUGAUCGUGGAUUCACCGCUAAUAUGGGUUGGGUGGCACGUUUUGUACGACGUAAUAAUAUUACCCUUCAAGUGACUAAUUCCGCUUCUACAAUUGCACCAAAAUUAGUUAAUAACAGCGAUAAUUGUAGUAGUAAUAUUAUUGAUAAUUUGGUAAAUCAAACCGAUGAUAAUUCGAUCUGCUGUAGUACUUCUUCUGUGAUCAUGGAAAAUUCAUCUUUCAUGUUAUCACCGUCAACAACAUCUCUAAUUUCUGAUCUCACUGUUCCGAAUACUAAUACAUAUUGUUGCAAUGAUAUUACAAAAAUGAGUUCAACAGCAACAACAACAGCAGCAGCAACAACAGCAAUAAAAACAGCGGCAACGUCAACAAUAGCUACUAUUGCUACUAGUAAUGGUGCUAUAUCGGCGAAAAAACGUCGCAAAAAUUUUACACCGAAAAAAAUUGUUCCAAAUGAUGUCAUCUGUUUAGCAGCUAAUAACAAAACCAAUGACAAUACUAUUAUAACUAGUACAACAACAACAACAAUCAAUGACAACAAUCACAAAGGAGUAAUUUAA